Molecule: messenger RNA, 1959 nt
Organism: Dryobates pubescens (Downy woodpecker)
Lineage: Eukaryota; Metazoa; Chordata; Aves; Piciformes; Picidae
Gene: CCN3
Product: cellular communication network factor 3
Exons: 4
Coding region: 1-1149 (382 amino acids)
Biological process (GO): cell adhesion; signal transduction
Cellular component (GO): extracellular region; extracellular matrix
Molecular function (GO): heparin binding; integrin binding
Source: RefSeq, a predicted model, not a curated record
AUGGCGACGAGCGGCGGGCAGGGCCUGCCCGCUCUGCUCCUCCUCCUCCUCCGGCUGUGCGAGGCAAGUGCGGGACGCCCGGAGGGGCCAGCGGGUGGGGAGAGCCGGCGGCCGGGCCGGCCCCGUGACCUGGCCCUUGGGGCCACUUUGUCCCCGCAGGUGAGCGGCCGGGAGCCGGAGUGUUCCCGGCCCUGCGGCGAGCGCUGCCCGGCCGAGCCGCCGCGGUGCGCCCCGGGAGUGCCCGCCGUGCUGGACGGCUGCGCCUGCUGCCUGGUAUGCGCCCGGCAACGCGGCGAGAGCUGCUCCCCGCUGCUGCCCUGCGACGAGAGCAGCGGCCUCUACUGCGACCGCGGCCCUGAAGACGGUGGAGGGGCCACCGGCAUCUGCAUGGUGCUGGAGGGAGACAACUGCGUGUUUGAUGGGAUGAUUUAUCGCAGUGGAGAGACGUUCCAGCCUAGCUGCAAGUACCAAUGCACCUGCCGAGACGGACAGAUUGGCUGCCUGCCCCGCUGUAACCUGGACUUGCUGCUCCCUGGCCCUGACUGCCCAUUUCCCAGAAAAGUCGAAGUCCCUGGAGAGUGCUGUGAGAAGUGGAUCUGCGACCCAAAAGAUGAAGUGAUUUUGGGAGGUUUUGCAAUGGCUGCAUACAGACAAGAGGCCACACUUGGGAUAGACGUGUCAGAUUCAAGUGCCAAUUGUAUUGAGCAGACAACGGAGUGGAGUGCUUGUUCCAAAAGCUGUGGAAUGGGCUUUUCCACUCGUGUCACCAACAGAAAUCAGCAAUGUGAGAUGGUGAAGCAGACACGGCUUUGCAUGAUAAGACCUUGUGAAAAUGAAGAACCAUCUGACAAGAAAGGGAAGAAGUGUGUCCGAACAAAGAAGUCUCUGAAAGCUGUUCGCUUUGAGUACAAGAACUGCAGCAGCGUGCAGACCUACAGACCUCGGUACUGUGGCGUCUGCAGUGACGGGCGGUGCUGUACCCCACACAACACCAAAACCGUUCAAGUGGAGUUCCGCUGUCCUCAGGGCAAAGCCCUGAAAAAGCCAAUGAUGUUGAUCAGCACUUGUGUCUGUCACAGCAACUGUCCUCAGAACAACAAUGCUUUCUUCCAGCCCAUAGAUCUGACAUCUAGUGAAGCCAAUGUAUGAAAUGCAUAAAUGGGGUGGUGCAAAGGCUAUAGAUAGUUUAUACAAAACUUGACCCACAAUCAGGUGAAUGUAACAAUUGCAUAUGUAAAAUACCUAUGAUGUUUUUCAAAGCAGUCUAGGUGCUUUCUUCUUACCUGUAGUUUAUUAAAUACCUCGUUUUACAUUUUCCCCCCUCCAAAUGACUUUCAUUCACUUGAAUGAAAUCUUGCACCCUGGACAGAGCCUUCUUUGUUUUUUAUUGAUGGUGGCAUAAACAUUGCAAAGCAAACAACUAGACUUUCUCCUUGAUUUAAGGAGUUCAUGCCAUGAGUUUCAAUAGCUGUAAGAACGGGCUCUUCAAGAGUAAAUAGAUUCCUUGGGGAAUGCAUGAUGCCAUAUCACGUAUGCUUCCAGGUGCUUUAUUUUGCAUGAUGCAUAUAGACACUUAAGCGGUGUUCUUUUUCCAUUCUAAUGAAACAUUUCUGAUGACAGUAAAAGUCUUACUGAUGAAAGUGCUGCAUUCUUCUGUCUUACAGAAUACCUUCUAUCUGUACCUUUAACUUUGAAGAUUAAAUUUGCACAUAGCUCCUGAAAUGCUAUAGCUGAAAUCUCUUAUCCUAAAAGCACAGCAGAUUGAUAGCUGACAGCAAACAAAUUUCACUAGCAGUCUGAUGCAAAAUCCACUGAAGUCAGCAUCUUAGGUUGUAACCAGUGUGUGUCUGUAGAUAUAACUGUGAGGAUGCAAAAAUAGAUUUUCUGUAAAUUUCUCUAAAAUGCUAACUGUAUCAUAUGGUGCUUCUUUUUUUUUUUUAGAAGGGUGUAUAUGUGAAU